Huiozyma naganishii CBS 8797 is the source of this 2109-nucleotide messenger RNA. RefSeq names its product formin-binding protein HOF1 (gene HOF1). Bases 1 to 2109 code for a protein of 702 amino acids. Gene Ontology annotation, molecular function: protein binding; phospholipid binding. Gene Ontology annotation, cellular component: cytoplasm; plasma membrane; cytoplasmic side of plasma membrane. Lineage: Eukaryota; Fungi; Ascomycota; Saccharomycetes; Saccharomycetales; Saccharomycetaceae. Gene Ontology annotation, biological process: cytoskeleton organization. The transcript has a single exon. The record is from RefSeq and is a predicted model, not a curated record.
AUGAGUUACGACUACAAAUCAUGUUUCUGGGAUCCGCACGAUGAUGGGGUCAACGUUUUGCUGUCCCAUAUUGCCUCCGGGAUCCGGUCAUGUCACACAAUGGAGCAGUUCUUCAAGCAGAGGAGCGAGCUCGAGAAGGAUUAUGCGCGGCGUCUCGGGGCCAUCAGAGAGAAGUUGAACAAGGACUGUGAGAAACAGGCAGAGUACGGGAAGUUGGGGGCCGCUUACGGGUCGCUGCUGGGGAUCGAGAAGGCCAGGGCUCAGGCGUACUCGAAAAAGGCAGAGCUUCUGUACAGGAAGCUGUUCAGUGACGUUAAACUUGUCUCUGCAGAGUUACAGGCUAGAUACACGACGCUCAGUGGGAAAGUAGAGAAACUGAGAAUGGACAAGUACAAUAAGAGGAAAGGUUGUGACGAGUUGCAGAAGAGACUCGAGGAGGCAGAGGUGCGUGCUCGUGCAUUGAAGUUGAACCAGAACAACACAAUUGGUGCAAGGAGGACGGAACAGAACACAAGGGAACUCGCCAAAUGGGAGGCUAACGUCAAGGAGAUCUCCACGCAACUCAGCGUCUUGAAGAAGGAGUACAAGGCGUCUCAAAAAUUCUGGCUUCACGAGUGGGCAGAUGUCACUGCUCAAAUUCAAGAUAUGGAAAACGCACGGAUCUCAUUCUUGCAACGGAAAUUGCAGGACUACGCAGACGUCACCAUCGAGGCCAGCGUCCUUGAACAAUCGAAAAUGGACCUACUAAUCUCAGAACUGAGCUCCUUCACUCCAAUGGACGACAUAUCCAAGUUUUCGAGCGAUUUUGGGACGGGAAGACUAAAGGAUAAGCAUCAAAGGAAUCUGACUUCGGAACCACCGGUUGCACAACAAUCUCAAAGGGCCGGGAGCAACCCCUACAGCAGUUCGAAAAGGUACUCGUACAUGGACAAUAUUCGGAAAUUAUCCACUCAGUUACAACAGAGCGUACAAAGACAAUCAUCGCCUUCCCAGUAUGAACGGCAACCAUCACUGGUCAAGUCACAAACAGGUGGGAACCUGAUGAACCAGAGACCAAAUGAUCAGUUGAGGCAUGUGUCAAACUCCUCCUCUCUAUCCACAAACAGGUACUCACUGCACGAGUCCAACUUACCAAGCUAUGGUACAAGGGACUACCCUGUAGGCAACACCGAGUACAGGAACAUCGACCAUGAGCUGUCCCGCUCAGAUCAGGACACGACCGAUCGCGAUGUGGAGAGAUCAAACCCGGAAAUCCAAAAAAUGAAGACCAUUGACUCAAGGACGCCACUAACUUCAAACCAUGCCAUCAACGACAAAGAGCUCCAAACGUAUAACGGGAGGCAUUUGGAGGCCACACAAAACGAUGCCCGCUCCACCCAUACCAAGACUGAAUCAACAACGGACUCGAGUUCUUCUAACCCUACUGACUUUACCGCAAAUGCUAGAAGACGGCCCAGUAUGGAGUCCAUGAGCACAUCGGUGUCAUCGAUGGCAUCCAGUAUCGAUGACAAGCAAAGAUUUGCCAAGUCAUGGAACUCUGCCAAUAGGAAACGUAAAUCGAUGAGCCAUAUCGGGUACACUGAUCAACACGCGUUGAGUGUCCCGCUUGACCAAAAACCAAACGAUAUGAGACAGGAGAGCUCAAACACUAUACUGAUCAAAUCUGUCGGAAGCCAUCAAUUCAAUGAGAGGAGUCCACAGGUUCAAAGACCUUCCAAUAUAACCGCCAGCAAUCACACCAGAAGGAAAUCGAUGGUCUCAAACAAUUCUUUGAACCCAAUUGGGGACGCCCUGUACGAGAUGGAGAAAUUGCAAGGCGGUGUUAGCAACGAUUCCACGUUGGGGAGAGUGAAGGAUAACGGGAUUGUAGUGACAUUACCGAUUGUGACCAAGACGGGGAAAGACGUUAUCAAAUACGCCAAGGCGACGUACCCGCUGUUGGACAACUCUGCAGCCGAGGUAGCGCAUUUUGAUAAGGGCGAUUACUUGUUGAUUACUGAGGUGGUCAGCGAAGAUUGGUACCUGGGGGAAGUAUACGAUGACGAUAAGAUCGAACCAGACCAUAAGUUUGGAUUAAUCCCAUUCAAUUUCAUCCAAAUUUUGACAUGA